Molecule: messenger RNA, 654 nt
Organism: Verticillium nonalfalfae
Lineage: Eukaryota; Fungi; Ascomycota; Sordariomycetes; Glomerellales; Plectosphaerellaceae
Exons: 1
Coding region: 1-654 (217 amino acids)
Source: RefSeq, a predicted model, not a curated record
AUGUCUCGUCGCUACUACGUCGAGACUUCUCCCUCCGGCCGGCCGCAGUUCGUCACUCUCAAGCGCUCCCGCUCACACCACCACCACCAUCACCACCGGCCCAUCGAGCACGACGACUGCUUCGUCAGCAGGGAGGACUGGAAAGCUCUCGUCGAGCGGGAGCGCUGCCUGCGCGAUGCCAACGACGUGCUGACCCGUGACAACUACACCCUCAAGUGCACUCUGCAGGCCACGGACGGCGAGCUGCGCCGCUACCAGGCCUGGGUGCCGCAGCUGCAGGAUCGCAUCCAGUGUCUCGCCGCCGACAAUGCCGCGCUCAAGAGGUCGCUCGACAGCGCCGGCGGCCACUCGGAGAAGCACUAUCGCGAGAUUGAACGCCUCAAGCAGAGGCUUCUCAAGGCCGACAGAGAGAUUGGGGGACUCAACGACCGCCUCAAGGAUAUGCUGCGGAGGGCCGGCCACGGCGUGCAGGAUCGCAUUGACGACCUGACUGGCAUCAUUCACGACUGGAAGCGCAAGUUUGAGGUCGUGGACGAGCACAAUAUUCGUUUGCGGCGCGAUCUGGAUAAUCGAAACUCGGUUAUUUCGGAGCAGUGCGAGCGCAUCGAUGCGUAUGAGCGGAUUAUGAGACGGCAUGGGCUUGUGCCACGGUGA